GGUGAUGCUAGUGAGAAUAUGAAUAAUCCCAAAUUGCAAUGAGUAGGAAAAUAAUUUAAUAGAAUUUCAUAAAGAAUGAUAUCUUAUCUUGGUGAACAAGGAAAAAUGGAGAUUUUCUGAGCGAAAUCGUGGUCACUGGGCAUCAUGGACUUGGACAUGGCAAACUGUAGUAGGUCACACGUACACAUCAGACAAGCCGCAAGAAAAAGUCAAAAGAAUUGGCAACUUACUGAGGAAUAUUUUAGUCAUAUGAUCAAUGAAUUCUUUUUGUCCAAGACAAUAUCUCUAAGCUUCUGCAUUUGCGGUCUUGUCUUCUCUCUCUCUUCUGUUUCUACAAACGACAUCCUCUCUCUUUAUCUCUUUUUCCGCGCCUGUGUGUGUCUGUGUCCAAACGCCGUCGGUUCCACGUACUGGAAAUGGCGGGGAAGUCAAUGCACGCAGUUCAAUACGAUAAGUAUGGCGGAGGAGCUGCUGGUUUAAAGCAUGCUGAAGUUCCAGUCCCCAGUCCAAAGAAAGAUGAGAUAUUGGUAAAGGUAGAAGCCAUUAGUAUGAAUCCAGCUGAUUGGAAAAUUCAAAAGGGCAUGCUGCGGCCUUUUUUUCCUCGUAGAUUCCCUUUCAUUCCUUGUACUGACGUGGCAGGAGAGGUUAUAGUGGUUGGAUCAGGAGUCAAAAAUUUCCAAACUGGUGACAAAGUUGUAGUGCAUCUCGGCUUUUCUAAUGGAGGUGGACUAGCUGAAUUUGUUGUGGCUAAGGAGAGCUUGACAGCUGCUAGGCCACCUGAAGUUUCAGCAACUGAAGGGUCGACCUUACCUAUGGCUGGUCUCACAGCCCACCAGGCUCUUACUCAGUAUACCGGGAUCAAGCUCGAUGGAAGUGGCGAGCAGGCAAACAUACUGGUCACUGCUGCCUCUGGUGGUGUGGGUCACUUUGCAGUUCAGCUAGCAAAGCUUGGGAACACACAUGUGACGGCCACUUGUGGAGCCCGGAACAUUGAACUUGUAAAGAGUUUAGGGGCUGAUGAGGUUCUCGAUUACAAGACUCCAGAAGGGGCAGUUCUGAAGAGCCCAUCUGGUCGGAAGUAUGAUGUAGUUAUCCACUGUGCCACAGGGAUUCCGUGGAGUACUUUUGAGCCUAACUUGAGUGAAAAUGGGAAGGUGGUAGAUCUCACCCCUAAUGCUACUGCCGCAAUGACGUUUGCUCUUAAGAAACUUAGUUUCUCCAAGAAACAGCUAGUGCCACUGAUUCUGACGCCCACAGCUGAGAACCUGAAUUAUCUUCUUAAACUGUUGAAGGAAGGGAAGCUUAGGGCAAUUAUUGAGUCGAAGCAUCCCUUGAGCAAGGCUGAAGAUGCUUGGGCUAAGAGUAUUGACGGCCAUGCUACUGGGAAGAUUGUCGUGGAGCCUUAGAACAUUAUUUACUACUGUAGACAUGGAUUGUGCAUUAUUUACUGCUUUGUACCUUGUUUUUUCUUUUCCCUUGUGUUGAUAUUGAAUGGUGAAAAUCGGAUUGAAUGUUUGAAUUGUGAGUAUUUCUAACAAUGGUUGUUUUGUGUUUUAUAGUCGAUAACAACUUGCUCGCUUUGUAUAUUAAAAUUAAUAAAAUCGUAUUUAUUUUUCUUAA
Messenger RNA from Ricinus communis (castor bean), 1620 nucleotides. Its product is annotated as chloroplast envelope quinone oxidoreductase homolog. NCBI's taxonomy places the organism in Eukaryota, Viridiplantae, Streptophyta, Magnoliopsida, Malpighiales, Euphorbiaceae. Gene Ontology annotation, molecular function: oxidoreductase activity. The transcript is spliced from 4 exons. Bases 417 to 1406 code for a protein of 329 amino acids. The record is from RefSeq and is a predicted model, not a curated record.